AUAGCAGAGCACCAGUCAGGGAAGCUCUAUAGUGGGCAGCGCGAAGGCUGCCGCCCAUCCGACGAUAGUGCCCUUCACGGAGGCUGGCAUUACAGCCCACAACUGGGGCCAGCAUCUCCAUUGGGCAGCAAUAGUGGGGAGGUUGCCAGACAAUCGUCAAGCACCCCAAAGUCCACCAGCACGCAAGACUCGCUUCUUGGAAGCACACAGUUUGGAGAUCCGAACAGCAUGGCAGACGACCACCGCCUGGGCAGUGUUCAGGAGUCUGGCUUCUUCAAGUCCAGUCGGCAUGCCCCUUCUGAUGCUGGGAGCAGGGCGUCUGGUUCGCGGGUGCCCUCCUCCGAACAGGGUCGAGGUGAAAAGGCGGGGGGCCGUGCCUCCCAAGAGCACAUUGCGCAAAUGUCCAGCUUUUUCUCUUCGUCAAAGGCUUCUUCUGUAGCCAGCAGCCAUGACCAUGAUGCUGCCCCCACCACCUCCCAACGGAGGGCUUCAGAUGGCAAAAUGAGGUUAUCAGCUGAGCGCGCAGCACAGUAUGAUGACAAUGACGAUUUCAUGGAUGCUUCGGCCCGCGCUGAGUCCAUGCAGAGGGUGCGGCCAUCGAUGGACGUGGCGGGAGGACCGUAUGGGGCCUGGGCUGGCUCCUCAGGAGCACCAGAGAGGAUGUCCCUUAAUAUUGGCAUCCGCGCAAGCACGGCCGAUCCUCGGAAGAUUUCUGACAGCUCGAGCGAGAUGGGCCAGGCAAGGACCAGUGCGGAUGGGUUCCCUGUUGGGAUCCCUCCUCCACCACCACCCCGUACCGCGCCCCCACCAGAGAGCCUUCGGGACGCCUGGGCCGAUGCAGAGCCGCCUGCUCAAGAAGCUAGCGUAGGGCCCCCGCUGCUGAACGGUCAGUCUAACAGGUUGGCCUCGAUGAAACACUCCAGCGGGGGACCUGGGGCUGGUCGACAGAUGGACACAAGCAGCUACUUGCCACCAGAUAUGGUACAGUCCAUGAAUCAGCUGGAGCUGAGUGCUGGGGGUCCGCCAGUGGGUGGAGAUGCUGGAGGGGGGCGGAGCCGCACUGAUGUGCGGAGCAGUUUUGCUGCAGAGAGAAAGAGCGUUGAAUACCAGCAUGAGUUUUCCAGCUUGGAUAUAUUCCAGAAUGCUGUGGAGGAUGGUUCAGUUUCUCGCCUGAACAGCGAUUCAUUCUCUGGGGAGCUGCGGCGAAGAUAUCACCAGCUGGCAGUUCUCCCUGCCGAUGUUCCAGUGCCCAUCAGCCUCCUGGCUCGCCUGUGGGGCACACCAGACCUCCAUGACGCAGAGGCAGCUGCAAGCCUCAUGGAAGCCAGAAAGAUCCUGAAGAUGGCCAUUCUUGAGGACGACAGUGCUUGGUGCAUAAUCAGCCCCUUCCAUCUGGGUAGGCUACAAGACAUGUUCAAGGACAGCCUGAAGGCGCAGCACUCACGGCUGGUCAACCUGUACCGACAGGGCUUCCACAACCUUGCGCUGGUGCCUGACGACCAGUACUUCAUGCAGAAUAUCGCCAACCACCUUGUGGAGGCUGACCGCAUGGAAGAGAUGGCGGGACUUUUGAGGGACCCGAUCUGGCUGGAGACGAAACUGCGCAGUUACGGCACGGGUGCAGUUGUGUCUGACUUCAGGAGGUAUCUCACUGUCAAGGAAGAUGCAGACAUUAAGCUCCUCCUUCGAGCAUUCCAAAUGUCUGCAGCUGCCAGCUUGGACCACCCCAACCUGUACAUACUGAAGGAACAGAUGCUGUCGCGCCUCAUGGUCUCAGCACAGCACACCAACCUGGGAGAGUGGUAUGAAACGGCACGGGCGGAGUGCUGGAUGGCUGUGCCUCACCGGAGGGCAAGGAACAUGCCUGUGCACAUGCUGCCAAGGAGACCCACUCUGGAGCAGGCUGGUGGCCUUCAGCGCCUUAUCUUGAGGGGUCACACCGAGGCUGUGAAGAAGGUUGUGCUGGCGCCCAACGGAAUGGAGGUCAUAACGGGGUCGUCUGAUGCAGCAAUCCGGGUCUGGGACAUGGAGAUCGGGGACUGUGUUUUGCUGCUGGAGGAGCACCAGGGGCCCAUAACCAGCAUAUCGAUUUCUGCUGAUGGCCAAACACUUGCAUCAGGCUCUGAGGACACCAUGGCGAUAGUGUGGGACUUGUCAUCAGGCAUCUGGAGGCAUAAACUGCGUGGGCACAAAAAGAGGAUCCACGCAGUGGCGAUCGACCCCCAGGGUCGCAGACUUGUCACCUCCUCGCAGGACAUGACCACCCGCAUAUGGAGCAUGAGCAAGGGCAACUGUCUGCACGUUCUUUCAGGCAUGGGUGGGGGUGUGGCCCCAACAUGGGAGGAGUGGGGGGCUCAUGACGGUGUGGCGAUCUCCCCGGACAGCCGCCUCCUGGCCUCAGUGGAUGCGGAGUACUGUGUGCGAGUGUGGAAGAUGGAGACAGGGGAGGCAGUGGACACCCUUGAGGGCCACACUGACUGGAUCAAGGCACUGGCAUUUGCGGGUGACAGUGGCACCCUGUUGACUGCCUCGCAUGACAAGACGAUCCGCUUGUGGGACCUGUGGACGGGUGUAUGCAAUAAGGUGUUCACUGGGCACAGGGGCCAGAUCAAUAAUCUGGUUGUAACUCCUGAUGGCAAGCGUGCGGUGUCGGUGUCAGACGAUAACACUGCCAUCGUGUGGGACAUUGAGAACCUGAAGAUGCUGUCCGAGUUGUGUGGCCAUGGGGCAUGGAUUAACGAUGCAGCCAUCACGCACAACGGGCAAAGGGUUGUCACUGCUUCUGGUGAUGACCUUGCUGUCUACUGGGAUGCGAACACCGGUGAGGCCCUGCGUGUUUGCAAGGGCCACAGUGGGGAAGUGAACAGCGUUGAGCUGUCGUACAAGGGGCGGUUUGCCAUCACAGCAUCUGAAGAUGGCACUGCUCGCGUGUGGGAUCUCCAAGCCCCAGCUGUGCAGCUCCCAGAGCACCACCAUGGCAAGGUCAUUGGCAUCGUCAUGUCACCAGAUGGUGUCCGUGCAGUCACUAUUGGCGAGGACAGCGUUGCCUUGGUGUGGGAUGUCAAAUCUGGCCAGUGCCUUCAUGUGCUCAGGGGCCACAGCACCGGCCUGCACUGGGCAUAUUUGGUCAGAAACGGAGAGCUUCUGGCGACGGGCUCAGGGGAUCGGCGGAUCUGCCUUUGGGAUGUCAAAUCUGGCAUAUGCGUUAACACGAUGCCAGACCACCGCGGUGCCCGGAUGAAGUCUUUUGCGAUCUCGCCUGAUGGACGGCGGGCGGUCAUCGUGCUUUUUGAUUCCACAGUGUCUGUGUGGAAUCUUGACACGAUGGAGUGCAUCCAUCAGCUGAUGAAACGCGCUGAGCGCGAUGGUAUCCGUGUUCAUGCCGGUGGUGUAAAUGCCGUGUACCUAAUGAAGGCGGGCACAAAGGCGCUCACCAUCAGCAAAGACAGCACUGCACGUGUGUGGGACCUUGAGACAGCCCAGUGCACUCAGGUGCUAUCAGGGCACGAAGACGGUCUCAGUACAGGGGUCGUGAAAGAGGAUGGUACUAUGGCCCUCACGGCGAGUUAUGAUAAGACCGCUCGUCUGUGGGACUUAAGCAAUGGUGAGUGCUCGAUGGUGCUGGACCACCCAAAGGAGGUCGACCAUGUGGCUGUGGAUCCACAGUGGCACCGCGCGGUGACCAUCGCAGAGGGCAAGACGGCCUGGCUGUGGGACAUCAAGAAGGGGCGGUGCUUGGGUGUCCUGGAGGGCCACUCGGACGAGAUCGCUGGUGCAGUUUUCUCCAGCGACUCCAGCUUUGUGGUCACCUAUUCCACCAACAGUGUGGUGCGUGUGUGGACUGCACACAGCGGGCGCUUGCGGGUGGUCUUCAUGGGCGACUGCGGGAUCACUGCCUGCGCUUUUGGGGGCUCCAAGCUGUCAGACACAGUCAUCGCUGGUGAUGGUAACGGUUUGGUUCACUUUCUGGACUUCCCAGCAGAGGAGCUGUCCAGCUCACGCUCCAAGUAG
Molecule: messenger RNA, 4011 nt
Organism: Ostreobium quekettii
Lineage: Eukaryota; Viridiplantae; Chlorophyta; Ulvophyceae; Bryopsidales; Ostreobiaceae
Source: the annotation of a GenBank genome assembly